Penicillium verrucosum is the source of this 420-nucleotide messenger RNA. Its product is annotated as putative RING finger domain protein. Lineage: Eukaryota; Fungi; Ascomycota; Eurotiomycetes; Eurotiales; Aspergillaceae. Gene Ontology annotation, molecular function: ubiquitin protein ligase activity. The coding region runs from base 1 to 420 and encodes 139 amino acids. Gene Ontology annotation, biological process: protein ubiquitination. The record is from RefSeq and is a predicted model, not a curated record. The transcript is spliced from 3 exons.
AUGGCGAUCGUCUUGGGCAUCGGACUUGGGGUAGUGCUACUCAUUGUGCUUAGUUUAAUUCUGACAAUCCUCAUCAACCGCCGGGACAGACAGUCGUUCCUGAGAUCACGAAAAAAUUCCGGUGAGCGGUUGCGCAAGUUGGACAAGGUUUCGCCGACUUGCACGCUCGAGAAGUGGUGGACGGCCACGAAGGGAAAUCUCGGGCUGUCUGAAGCCGUCGAUGGACAAUUCGUUUGCGCUGUUUGUUUGGAACAAGUAGACCGCACGCAGGAAAUUCGCGAACUGCGGUGCUUGCACGUUUUCCACCGGGAAUGCUUAGAGAAGUGGUUCUUGGGAGAUCACUUCAAUUGCCCGUUGUGUCAUCGGGCGUAUUAUGUGGCCGACACACCUCCUCGCAGCGAUUAUGUGUGGAUGGUAUGA